GAGUGAGUUCUUCGAAGAUGAAGCUGGCAUUGUAGGUCAAAAAAGUGUUUUAGUUUUCUUCCUUGCUUUCCUUCUAGGCCAAAAAAGUAACACGUUCCCCCUUUCGGCGGAAUUUUCAGCCAGGGGUUUCACAUUGAAAAAUGGAGGCUUGCGCUCUCUUUGUAGUAUGUGAAUGGCUGAAUGCAAACAUUGCUCUCUUUCUUGAGAAAGAAUACGAUGGUCAAGCUCAACCAAAUACUGAGAUGGCUAAAGAAACCAAAGGUAGUGAGACUUGUAUGUCUUGCUUCAUCUGUUGUUGGAUUGCUCUGUUAUGCACUCAGUUCCUCUUUCAACCAUUUACUGGGAAACUGGAAUGCAUACAGCCUGGUCUCUUGUGCUGCUUUUGCUACCAUGUCACUUGGCUUGUCAAAUCUUACUCAAUUUGGAUUCCAGAUCGAUCUACUAUAUUUNUUCUGCGGAGGUCUACUAGUACAACUCAUGAAGAUCAAAAUGUGGUUAGUCAUUGUCGGAGGGGGCUUCAGUUAUUCCCUCCUUCAGCUUUGUGAUUAUCCGCGUCAAACACAACGGGAGAAUCUUCCCCUCCAGCUCCAAAAUCUAGUAAACAUUCAAGUUGAUCCACAGAGUGUUAGUAGUAGCAGUCAUGAAGAAGCUUAUGGUGAUGUUAAUAGUACUCAAGGCACCUCACCAGAAGAUGGGGAUCUUAGAUUCCAAGACCAUCUGCACACUCAAAGUAAUUCACCUUCACAAGAUGGAAUCCAGCAACAACUUAUGAAUUGUAUAAAGGAGCUUAAGAAGGAGAAUAAGAAGCUUGUUCCCUUUGUCUGUCGUCAAGUGGACAAAUACCUUGAAGCCGAAUUUGGCUCCAAAGAAGAACCGUGUGCUGAUGACAACUUGGUGUUGGAUGCACUUCCAUUGGAAAUUAUGAGGCGCCUUAAGGAAAUCGUGCAGCUGAUGGUGGAUGCAGGUUUCGUGGAGGAAUGCAGCGACAUUUACAGCACAUGGCGAAGGGAGUUUGUAGAACAGUGUCUACGAGAACUUCUGCCAUUUCAGUUGCCCAUCAAAAAGGACUUUAUGAAGUGGUCAGCAGCGUGCAAGGCAACUUGGAAGAUGUUUUUUCCCAAUGAAAGAAGACUCUGCCAUUUCCUCUUUUCAGGUUUAUCUGUCGCUGCGGAUGUCUCUUUCGAGAAAUUUUGCAAGAGUCUGACGAUUGUUCUACUGAAACAUGUCCAUACCAUAACAACUCAGAGCUAUACGCAGCAUACGCUUCUCAUCGACGCCCCUAGCAUGUUGAUGCCAUUGGAUGAGCUGGAACCGGAGUUCAUCGCUUAUAACAAUUUUUCGUUCGUAUGUUAUGUUCGAGACAUUCAGCAAAGAUUGGCUAUAAUAAACAGCUUUAGGUUUAUUAUUUACCCUGAUAUUGUGGAGGCACCUGCUACCGACGGAGGGCUUCAUCUCAUUACUAAGGAAUCAAUGAACUACAUCCUUGGAAUUUGUGAAGGUAUGAUAAACCAGAGGGAUGGUCAAACUUACUGCAUCGAAAAUUCUUCAUUUUGGGUGGUGAUAGGAAAGAUGAUUGAGUUGUUAGAGAGCGAGUUGGAACUCGAGUCUACACGCUUAUACGGUAACCCCGCAUUGCGCUAUAUUUUUAUGAUCAAUAAUCUCACGUACAUAAAGCAAAAGAUGUGUGAUUUGAAAUUCGACGAUGAAUGGUUUCAACGACGCAAAGGAAAGGUGACACAGAAGGGUAACCUGUAUAUGAGUACGUGGAAGAAGAUGAGGGAGUUUUUGAAGGUUGAAGCUUAUUAUGUGGCAGCGGAGUUAAUGAUAAAAAAGAUCCGUUUGUUCAACCUGCACUUUGAGGAGACAUGCACAAUUCAAUCUACAUGGACGGUCUCUAAUAAACAGCUGAGGAAACGAAUAAUAGAAGGCAUUGAAGAGUUCUUGUUGCCAGAAUAUGAAAAAUUUUGUGACAGCUUUCUAUCUGUUCUUGGUGAUGAAGCUUACGAGUAUAUUAAGUUUAGAUCUCCAGACAUUCAAAAUUAUCUCAGCCAUUUGUUUAUUUGAGAUGAGGAGACCAAUCUGAAAUACAAGAAAAAUAUAUAAAGUUUGCAAUAAUUUAGAAUAAAAAAUUUC
Messenger RNA from Vigna radiata var. radiata (mung bean), 2133 nucleotides. Its product is annotated as exocyst complex component EXO70B1-like. Gene Ontology annotation, cellular component: exocyst. Gene Ontology annotation, biological process: exocytosis. The transcript is spliced from 2 exons. Gene Ontology annotation, molecular function: phosphatidylinositol-4,5-bisphosphate binding. The coding region runs from base 181 to 2064 and encodes 627 amino acids. NCBI's taxonomy places the organism in Eukaryota, Viridiplantae, Streptophyta, Magnoliopsida, Fabales, Fabaceae. The record is from RefSeq and is a predicted model, not a curated record.